AGGGGAAGUUGCAAGAAGAAAGAAAAGGAGGAGACGUGAUCGGGGUUGUUGAAAUUAUUUGUAUGUUCAACAAUACGUAUCUGUCCGCACUGCGACCUUUAUUUUGUGUAUAGACUCGUGUGUGGUAUUCUGUGUUCGUCAACCGCCUGGGACUCAGCUGAAGCCCUGACAGCAUAGUCAGACGUGCGGGACAAACACUGACUGGGGGAUCUGACUAGGCCAUGGCCAACAGGGGAGGAGCUACGAGACCCAACGGGUCUAACGCUGGUAACAAGAUCUGCCAAUUCAAGCUGGUACUUCUGGGGGAGUCGGCGGUGGGCAAGUCCAGCCUGGUGCUCCGCUUCGUCAAGGGACAGUUCCACGAGUUCCAGGAGAGCACCAUUGGAGCGGCCUUCCUGACCCAGACAGUGUGUCUAGACGACACGACGGUGAAGUUUGAGAUCUGGGACACGGCAGGACAGGAGCGCUACCACAGCCUGGCGCCAAUGUAUUACAGAGGGGCGCAGGCCGCCAUCGUGGUCUACGACAUCACAAAUGAGGAGUCAUUUGCGCGGGCCAGGAACUGGGUGAAGGAGCUGCAGAGACAAGCUAGCCCCAACAUUGUCAUCGCCCUGUCUGGCAACAAGGCUGACCUCGCCAGCAAGAGAGCCGUGGACUUCCAGGAUGCCCAGUCAUAUGCAGACGACAACAGCUUGCUCUUCAUGGAGACGUCGGCCAAGACGUCUAUGAAUGUGAACGAGAUAUUCAUGGCUAUUGCGAAAAGAUUGCCCAAGAGCGAGCCUGCGGCCACUGGAGCUAACAGCGGGCGGAACAGGGGCGUCGACCUAACGGAAGCCGCCCAGCCGACUAAGGCCCCCUGCUGCAGUACUUAAAGCGAAAUCCUUUCCCCCCCACACUGCAGUAACUAAUGUGAUGACCCCCGCCCGCCCGCCCACCCACCCACCCACCCAAAACUCUCUGAUCUGCAGCAAUGAAAAAAGAUGCCCUUUGAACCCCCUUCCCAUUCUACCCUUCUCCUCCUCCUCUGCAGUAACUAAUGCAAAGCAACGCCCUCAUCUAUAGUUCUCUCAACGACGCCCCGCCCCUCCCUCUCCCCUACUGGUUCUGCUGUUACUAAUUGAGACACCUUCCUCCUUUUUUUCUGAAAUUAGUGCCCGCCUUCCCUACCUCAUUCUUCCUGACUAUUGGCAAGCAGCAGGACUAAGGGGCGGGGCAACUCUGAUGGUGGUCUCAUCUCCUGGGAUAGCUACAGACUAUCGCUCUGUGUUUCUAACACAAUAUCUGUCCUUUCUGUUUGUUUUUUUGUUUUGUUUAUUUUUUUUUUAUAGUGGGAAUUAUGGAUGCAUGUAUCACUACAAGGCCUAACUUGAUGAUGAGAAAAAAUCUGUGUUAACUUUAUUCAGUGGCACAAAAAAAUAUAUUUGAGGGGGAGAGGCUCCAAAGGUUUGCGAGGGCUAAUUCUUGACAAGUCGAAGGAAAAGACUGUUUAGCAGUGGUCUUGGGUUCCUUCUAGUUUCUCUCUGUUGAUCUCUGUCUACCCUCAUCUGUCUCUUGAGUAAUGUAUUCAUAUGCUUUGCCCACUAAACCUUUAGUAGUGCUAGUAUAGAGUUUCUCCCUUCUGUCUCUCUUUGUCCCAUCCCAGGGCCUUGCCUGCUUCUAAUGCUCAGCCCCAAAUCAAACCCUAACCCCUUAGGUACUUCAUGUAGGUCUGAGAGGAUUUGAGGUCUAAACAAUCGGGGAACAUUCCACCUAGCCUAUCAGAGGGCAAGGUGGAGCGAUCCCCAUAAUGCUCACACCUAUUCAAUUCUCUCAGGUCUACCUAAGGGGCUUUUAGAGGACAAUUUGGGAUUGGGCAUAGCUGUCCUAGUGGCAUCGUGCAAUGGUUCACAAUAUUGGCUCUGUGAUUUCUUCAGUGUCUGCAAGGACCUUCACACUGCAAAGCAAAGCAACCUGCCUCCACACCCACCCCAACCCUACCUGCUAUCACCACCUUACCCCCACCAACCCUACCUACUAUCACCACCUUACCCUCACCAACCCUACCUGCUAUCACUUCCUUACCCUCACCAACCCUACCUGCUAUCACUUCCUUACCCUCCCCAACCCUACCUGCUAUCACCACCUUACCCCCACCAACCCUACCUGCUAUCACCACCUUACCCCCACCAACCCUACCUGCUAUCCCCCUCACCAACCCUACCUGCUAUCACCACCUUACCCCCACCAACCCUACCUGCUAUCCCCCUCACCAACCCUACUUGCUAUCACCACAGUAUGGCAUUGAGCCUCUGAGACUUGUUCACAUGUUCACCUUACCCCCCGCCCCCUGAAUGCCAAGCCUCCAGACCCCUUUCCAUCCUGACCUGAUGGUCUCUGUCCGAGGGAGGGGUUACAUGGUGAGGUGACUUCUGUAGGUGUUGAGAGAGGGGAACAUGGUGAGGUGACCUCUUUAGGUGUUGAGAGAGGGGAACAUGGUGAGGUGACCUCUUUAGGUGUUGAGAGAGGGGAACAUGGUGAGGUGACUUCUGUAGGUGUUGAGAGAGGGGAACAUGGUGAGGUGACCUCUAGGCGUUGAGAGAGGGGAACAUGGUGAGGUGACCUCUGUAGGUGUUGAGAGAGGGGAACAUGGUGAGGUGACCUCUAGGCGUUGAGAGAGGGGAACAUGGUGAGUUGACUUCUAGGUGUUGAGAGCUUCUUCAUUAGGAAUCAGCUGGGUGUGUCCCAAAUGUCACCAUAUUCCCCAAAUAGUGCACUGCUUUUGACUAAAGCCCUGGUCAAAAGUAGUGCACUAUAUAGGGAAUAGGGUGCCAAUCAGGAUGUCUCUCUUUGUCAUGGUCACUAUUCAUCCCCUGUUCUUUAGGAAGUGCUGUGUGUGAGGGUGUGUGUACACAGAGGGAGACUGGACUGUUUGGUGAUAAAACAUCCUCAGAGACAACAAACACAGUCAGACGCAGGUUUAUUUCUCUAAACCCUCCCAGAUCUAAAUAACACACACAAGCUAAAACACAGCUCGCUCACACACAUACACUUUUGUGUUAUUUUUAAACCCUGGACCUGUUACUUACAUAUACAUUUAAACACACAUACACACAACCCGUCCUGGUCAAUAACUCUGUCCAGGUCUCUUCCUCUUGCCUUGCACUAAUGAUUCUCAUGAAUAUAUCUUGUCAUAAUUACAGCCAGUGUGAUAUAAAUAUAUAUAUAUAUAUAAUAUACUGUACAUAGGGUGUUGCAAUGUAGUCUACUUUUUCCAUUUACAGUUGACAGGACUAAUGCUUGCUAGGGAGUUGUCUAGAUAAUCAUUAAAAAACUGUACAGUUAGCAGAAAACAGCUUCAGUGUGGGUUUGGAGUAGUUUUCCCCCCCCCACAAAAAUGUUUAAAUUAUAAUCGAUGGUGGUCUUUAUAAAUGUAGUGUUAUUAACAAAAAAAUUCACUUGCAUUUCUUUAGUGGUCUGACUUAUACUUUAUUUCUCAAGAAAAGCUAAAUGUUUAUUUUUUGGUUUCUAUUUUUUAACAUUCUCUCUCUCGCAUUUCACUCAUUUGUGAGUGAUCUAAAGCUAGGAUGCCCUGUCCAGUACUCCUCAUCCCACUAGAACUGAAGUCACACACAAUACACUGUCUGGCUGUUGAAUCCCUGUUGGAGCAAAGCGGAAAGGGUUUAACAAAAUUCACUUUCCGCUUGUCUUAUAACGUCUCAGUAAGAAUGUAACAACGUUGUGGGAACAAUGUUAACAACCUUAGUAGGAGAAGAAAGACUGCUCUGUUCUACUGUUGGGGUAUUAGCUGGUGGAUCAUGAUCAUGAUGAUGAAUAAAUGGAUUAACUCAUAGGGAUGUACAUUGUAUACAUUUUUGUUGCUGUGGCCACUUAAUUGCAGCUGGGAAAAAAUAAACAAAUGUAAGCAUUUUACAGUACUGUUAAAUAA
This is a messenger RNA of Salvelinus namaycush (lake trout), 3925 nucleotides long. Its product is annotated as ras-related protein Rab-5A-like. NCBI's taxonomy places the organism in Eukaryota, Metazoa, Chordata, Actinopteri, Salmoniformes, Salmonidae. The record is from RefSeq and is a predicted model, not a curated record. Gene Ontology annotation, molecular function: GTPase activity; GTP binding. The transcript has 6 exons. The coding region runs from base 222 to 872 and encodes 216 amino acids.